This is a messenger RNA of Sitophilus oryzae (rice weevil), 3686 nucleotides long. Its product is annotated as toll-like receptor 6. The record is from RefSeq and is a predicted model, not a curated record. Lineage: Eukaryota; Metazoa; Arthropoda; Insecta; Coleoptera; Curculionidae. Gene Ontology annotation, cellular component: extracellular matrix. Gene Ontology annotation, molecular function: protein binding. The transcript has 4 exons. Bases 417 to 1829 code for a protein of 470 amino acids.
CGUAUCGUGCCAUUUUAACCUCUGCAUUGGAAUUCUUACAAAAAAAUCAAAUGUACAAAGAAACAAAUUGUGUUAAAAUGAAAACAAGCAAAAACAUGGUAUUUGUUUGAUCUCCAUGCCUGUACCUCCAAAGGCAUUAUAAAAUUUUCUCAGAUAUUUGUAUUUGUUUGUCUAUUUAUGUACAAAUUGUCUGCAUUAUUAUAACAGUGGUUUUUCAACCAAUGUUAGUUAUACGGAUAGAAGAUACACAUCCUGUGAUUUUCAUGGAAUUAUAAUUUAAGAAUUUUUGGAAUAAGAAAAAUUCAUUAAAUUACUAAAGUGUUGUGAGCGACCAAAUACAAUAAUCAAAAACGAAAUCGUUUAAAUUUGUUGAUGAAAAAUCAAAUUAGAGGAGGAGGGGAAGGAAAACAACAAAGAUGGAUUUACUUCUACUCCUGUUAUCUUUAAUUUUAAUCUGUGUAAAUGCACUUAAAAUGUCCAGUGAAAAAAAAGAGUGUCCUGUAGCUGAUUGCAAACAAGCAUGGAGAAACUUUCGAACAGAUAUUGAAUAUAAAGAAAAUACCCAUAGUUUUAAUCCAAGUAACGCUACCUAUCUAGGAAAUCGCGUAAACAUGAGUGGUGCUAAUCUAAGUAAUUUUAUGUACCUUGGUCCUAGCAAUCUAUCCCAUAAGCUCUCGUGGCUAACUGAAGACCUCCUUAAAAAUGAUGAAGCGGAAUAUAUUACCGCAUUAGAUCUGAGCUAUACGUAUAUCAGUACUAUAUAUAAUGAUGUUUUUGCCCAAUUCCCUUGUUUGACUGAUUUAUAUUUGUACGGAAAUAACCUUACUAAACUCCAUGAAAAAUUGUUUACCGGCUUGGACAAUCUCAAAGUUUUGAAUUUAAGUAGUAAUAGAAUUGCGUCUAUCAACAAUUCAGAGACAUUUAGGCCUUUAAAUAAAUUAGAAAUUUUAGAUUUGUCUAAAAAUAAUUUGAUAAAAUUGAGACUUGAGAUGCUCCUUUAUUUAGGAAAUCUAAGACAGAUAUUUUUAAAGAGCAACAAAAUUAAUGAAAUAGUCCCAUUCAAUCCGAUCCCAGAUGAUUCUGAGAAGUCUAGGGUCUAUCAUAUUACUUAUCAAUUGAGAGAUCUUAAUUUAGAGUACAACCGCCUGGAAAGAAUCGACAUGGCAACAUUUUUCAGAUUUCACUUGUUAAAGCGGAUUAGUUUGAUUCGAAACAAUAUCUGUGACUUAAUUUUUUACGAUGGCAUUACCUUUCCCCAUGUAAUCUAUCUGAAUAUAACUCACAAUAGUUUACCUGGUUUUGAUGCAGAAGGCUUUAGAAAGACGUUUGAAAAUAAAGAUGUAUUGGUGGAUUUUAACGACAAUCCGAUUCUUUGUGCCUCUAGACAAAUCUUGUUACCGGCUCUGAAGAGGUUAGAUGUACGUAUACGAGAAUUUGAGGUAACUUCACGCCCGUAUAUGUUAUGUAAAAUUACAUAUGGGGAAAAUAAUACUCUUCAGUAUUUGAUGAAUGGAACCUACCAUAUUCCGCGUUCGGCGCAACUUCAGUUGUUUUCUACUGAUAUUACUAGGAGACUAAACAGACCGUAUAUCUCUGUAGAAAAUGGUAUUUUUUUGACAGCAGUUAUUUUUAUUAUCUUUGGUAUAACAUUUACAUUUUAUAUUUUAAGUGGCCAUAACAUUCCAAAGUGGUGCAAGCCCAAACCUGUCGUGAAAAUCCGAGGAGAUUUGUUAUUAGACUUAUGUCCCGAAGUUUUGCGGCCUCGUAGAUUAAAUGACCGGUCACGUAGAUUAAAUGACCGAUUAGGUCACGAUGACGUGCCAAUAUAAAAAAUUAUAUCAUUACUUUUUAACUUAUUACUAAUCCAAUUAAUUAAAAUAAUUUUCGAUUACUGAUGCGUUUUCGCGCAAUUCCUAUGUACAGUAAGUCUCCGAAUUGUCUUUAUAAGAAGAAAAACUUUUUUAUUAUUGACAAUUUCAGAAAAAUACUAAUUAAGGAAAACAUGAAAAUAUUGCUGAAUUUUUUCAAGUCCUAAAAGUCAAAACGCGUUUCUGUGGUAAUAUUUCUCCCAAUUUUUAUAAAAAAUAAUUAUCUUGAUUAAUUAAUUACUUAUGCUAUUCUUAUUUUAUUAAUUUGUCAAAUUUUGCCUACCCUGGCUUGAUUUGCACUGCAUGCCAAUGCCACAUUAACUGUCGUAAGACAAGUGCGUUGUUUUUCUUCUACUCAAAUUUUUAAUAAAUUUUAUAAUCAUAUAGAUAAUUAAUCCAAGUGUUUUAAACUCAUUAUUACAAAUAACCUGAAGUAGCAACACGCUUAAAUCCAUAUAUUUAACAUUAUUUAUGCUUUAAAAAGUAUUUUGAUUCUAUUUUGGUAUUGGUACAAGAAAAUAAUGAGCUAUUAUUAUAGAGAUUUCUUUCAAUUGGGUUUUUUGUUGACGUGUUAGUGAUUGUUUUUUACUUUAUUUAGGGUCAUAAUAAAACCCUUCAGAGUUUAGAUAUAUCCGUGAAUAUUGUGUACAUCGAUGAUGUUUCCUUUAAUUACCUGGUUAGUUUAAAGAGACUAGUUAGGUUAUAACUAUCUAACGUAUAUUUACCGAAACUAUAUUUUUCUUCAUUUGUCAAAAGUUUAAAUUUUUCAAGCAACUAUGUAUAUGGUUGCAUUUUGAUUUGAGGUAGGCAUAUUCGAGUUCGCUUUUUUGGGACUACUCCUUUGAAUUUUACAGGUUAUGAGGAUUUGAUUGAUUUUUUAUUUACCGAAACUAUAUUUUUCUUUAUUUGUCAAAAGUUUAAAUUUUUCAAGCAACUAUGUAUAUGGUUGCAUUUUGAUUUGAGGUAGGCAUAUUCGAGUUCGCUUUUUUGGGACUACUCCUUUGAAUUUUACAGGUUAUGAGGAUUUGGCAGAGAGGUUUAGGGAUAUUAGGUGCAGGUAUAUGGAUAUGACUUGGAUAUGACUGAGGAGGAAGUUAGACCUCUUAAUCCAACUUCACUAGAAGGUAUAUUAUAAUCGUAUUACCAUUAUUAUGACUCUAUUUAUUGUUGCGACUGUAAUAUUCACUUAUAUUCUAAUAUAUUGUGAUCAUCUCUUCCUCAUUUGAGAACCAGCACUGUCACGAGAGAAUAAUUAGGUUUAUUAUUUUCGUUGCAUACAAAAAAUAUUCGUGAAUAUUUUUAGUAGUGAGAAAAUCUUAAAUGAUAUAUUAGCUUUGUUCGGGUUCUUGUUAUUACCGAUUCUGAACCGUCCUAGAACUCUACAGCGCAUGUGUAAAUGAAAUAAUAUCUUCAUAUUUGCUUCUGCGCAUGCGUAUCACAGUUCUAGGGCGGUUCAGAAUCGGUGAAAAGAAAAACCCGAAGUAAGCUAUUUAUUUUGAAAGAAUAUCAGUUGACAAAAUAUGCACAUUACGCCGAGGAUUUGACAAAAUAUACCUUUGAUUGCACCCUUAGCUUUGUUUUAUUUUUUAUUCAAUAGAUACGGAAUAAACUAAAUUAACGAUUAUAAUUAAUGUUAAUAAAUAAUAUUAAUAUAAUAAACGUUCUUAUUUACUAAUAUAUUAUUAUGACUGUUAGCUAGAAAUAUAUCUACAAAUUAAAAUAGUAAAUUUGUAGACAUACUGUAGCAUAAUUAAAAUAUUAUAUUUUAUAGACUAAUACGUUUUUUUGUAAAUGUAUUUUAUUUUUAUACAAAUUCUU